UAGUCUGUGGACCCAUGUUUUUUUUCCCCAUGUUUUGAAAAUGUCUGGUGCUUGCAGUGAAAUUAUUGACGAUAUUGAGGAUUUAAUCUCAUCCCAGGAUAUUACGCCUAAGGAAAGAUAUGCCAGUAGAAAGAAUGUUAGCGUGCGGUCUCGGAAAAACAAUACGAAGGAGUCUGAACCGGUGGAAAAAGUGAUUUUACAAAGUGUUGUGCCAGGAACUCAAACCAUCUACGUAAAGACAUGGGGCUGCGCGCACAACAACUCGGACUCGGAGUACAUGGCGGGGCUGCUGGCGGCGCAGGGCUACCAGCUGACCGACGACAAGUGGAGCGCCCAGCUCUGGCUGCUCAACUCUUGCACUGUGAAGAAUCCCGCUGAAGAGCACUUCAGGAAUGAGAUAGAGCUGGGUCAAGCCCGCGGCAUCCAUGUGGUGGUGGCAGGGUGCGUACCGCAGGGAGCCCCGCGCGCCGGCUACCUCGCCGGGCUCAGCAUUGUCGGAGUGCACCAAAUUGACAGGAUUGUGGAGAUUGUUGAGGAGACUCUGAAGGGCCACACCGUCCGCCUGUUCGGGCAGAAGAAAACAAACGACGGCAAGAAAGCAGGUGGUGCCUCUUUACAACUACCCAAAGUGCGCAAGAAUCCUCUCAUAGAGAUCAUAGCUAUCAACACGGGGUGCCUGAAUCAGUGCACAUACUGUAAGACAAAGCAUGCGAGGGGGGAGUUAGGGAGCUACCCGACUGAAGAGAUCGUGGAGCGAGCGAGACAGUCGUUCAAGGAGGGCGUGUGUGAGAUCUGGUUGACUAGUGAGGAUACUGGCACAUACGGCCGCGACAUUGGCACCUCUCUCCCCGAGCUGUUAGACCAGCUGGUAGCAGUGAUCCCCGCGGGCUGCCGGCUGCGGCUCGGCAUGACCAACCCGCCCUACAUGCUGGAGCACCUGCCCCGGGUCGCCGGGAUCAUGAGGCACAGCCGGGUCUACAAGUUCCUGCACGUGCCGGUGCAGUCGGGCAGCGACCAGGUGCUGGCGGACAUGAAGCGGGAGUACACGAGGAAGGACUUCGAGCACGUCGUCGACUACUUGAGGAAAGAGGUCCCCGGCAUCACAAUAGCCACGGACAUAAUCUGCGGCUUCCCCACGGAGACGGCGGCGGACCACGAGUUGACGGUGUCUCUGUGUCGCCAGUACCGGUUCCCGAGCCUAUUUAUCAACCAGUUCUUCGCGCGCCCUGGGACCCCGGCUGCUAAUAUGACUAAGGUGCCCGGGCAGGAGGUGAAAAAGCGCACGAAAGAGCUGUCAGAGUUGUUCCGUUCAUACGAGCCGUACGGGCACAAGGUCGGCGAAACACAAGAAGUGCUCGUCACAGACAUAUCCCACGAUAAGAAGUACUUCGUCGGACACAACGAGUUCUACGAACAAGUGUUGGUGCCGAAAGAAGAGAGAUAUAUGGGAAAAAUGCUCACGGUUAAGAUCACAAGUGCCUCGAAAUUCUCUAUGAUGGGAGAACCCAUAGACAAGCCAAAGAUGCCCGGUUUAACUGAACCGCUGAAGAAAGGGGCAGUUUCCGGUUUAUAUGAAGAGAAGAGCAAUAAUGCGGUAUCUAAAGUACCCAUGUCGGUAUUUGUGUUGGCGUUCGUGCUAUUCUUAAGGUUGAUUUGGGUGUUGUUAUAGUGAUU
Messenger RNA from Plutella xylostella (diamondback moth), 1674 nucleotides. RefSeq names its product threonylcarbamoyladenosine tRNA methylthiotransferase. Lineage: Eukaryota; Metazoa; Arthropoda; Insecta; Lepidoptera; Plutellidae. Gene Ontology annotation, molecular function: 4 iron, 4 sulfur cluster binding; tRNA (N(6)-L-threonylcarbamoyladenosine(37)-C(2))-methylthiotransferase activity. The record is from RefSeq and is a predicted model, not a curated record. Gene Ontology annotation, biological process: tRNA methylthiolation. Gene Ontology annotation, cellular component: endoplasmic reticulum.